AUGUCUAAUAGACAUACUUUAGAUGCUCCAGCAGUGGUUUUUGACAACGGCUCUGGAUUCUGUAAAGUAGGCUUUUCUAAGGAGAUUGUGCCCCGUCAAAUAAUCAAUUCUGUUGUGGGGCAUAAGCGAUUUAACAUAUCUUUGGCAAAAACCAAGAACAAGAACUACCUCAUCGGAAACGAAGCCCUGUAUAACGAUGAGCCGCUCAUCCUUCAGCACCCCAUUGAACGCGGCCAGAUCACCGAUUGGGACGACAUGGGAAAGCUGUGGCAGCACCUUUUCGAGUGUGAGCUUGGCGUGAUACCCAGUGAGCAGCCAGUGCUCAUGACGGAGCCCUCCUUAACCCCAAGCCAGAGCCGUGAGAAGAUGGCAGAAGUGAUGUUUGAGAACUUUAAAGUGCCUGCUUUCUACCUGUCUAAUCAAGCAGUGGUAGUACUCUAUGCCUCUGCCAGUGUCACCGGCCUGGUCGUGGACAGCGGACACGGGGUGACAUGUACCGUUCCGGUCUUUGAGGGUCAUGCCCUGCCUCAUGCCGUCAGUACCCUCAACGUGUCAGGAAACGACCUCACCGAGUACCUCACCUGGAUUCUCCUGACCAGAGGGUAUAACCACUACUCCUCAAUCAACAAAGCCGUGGUGGAGGACAUUAAAGAGAAGCUGUGCUACGUGGCCUUGGAUCCAGGAAAGGAGCCCAAGCAAAGCCGGGGCAAGCCCCAGAAAGAAUACCGACUGCCGGAUGGCAAUGUCAUCUGUUUGGGGGACCAAUUGUACCAGGUGCCCGAGGCCCUCUUUACACCCAGCCAGAUGGACUUCCGAAGCCCUGGGAUUCCAGAAAUGAUCGUCAAUAGUAUCAUGAAAUGUGACACCGACAUCCAGAGUGCCCUCUUUAAAGACAUUGUGCUGUCUGGGGGCACCACGCUUCUCUCUGGGUUCAAGGAACGCCUCUUUAAGGAGUUGAAACCAACAGCUGAACAAGGAACUGCCAUAAAGAUCACAGCUUACUUAGAUAGGUAUAUAUGUGGGUGGGUCGGUGCAUCUAUAAUGAGCUCCACGAGUACUUUCAAGGACAUGUGGAUCACCAGUGCUGAUUUCAAGGAGUAUGGGCCAUCUGUGAUCCAGAGAAAAUGCUUUUAG
This is a messenger RNA of Echinops telfairi (small Madagascar hedgehog), 1134 nucleotides long. Its product is annotated as actin-related protein T1-like. Gene Ontology annotation, molecular function: chromatin binding. The coding region runs from base 1 to 1134 and encodes 377 amino acids. The record is from RefSeq and is a predicted model, not a curated record. NCBI's taxonomy places the organism in Eukaryota, Metazoa, Chordata, Mammalia, Afrosoricida, Tenrecidae. The transcript has a single exon. Gene Ontology annotation, biological process: regulation of DNA-templated transcription. Gene Ontology annotation, cellular component: nucleus.